UGUGAAGCCAAACAAACAAGGCAUAGGGCAGUGAACCAUCAAAUACAGCACGUGCUUCACAAUGCGUCGUUGAUUGUCUUCAACAUAACCCGAAAUAUCGACGGCUGAGAUUGAAUCCCUUCUUCUUCCUUAUUCUCGAGUAUAAAAGCACCAUCACCAAGUCUCCUCCUUCUCAACCUACUCUGACAUUUGAGACUGAGAUUUUACCCUCUAAAACCAGAUCGAUUCUGGGUUUUCAUUUUUAAUCAAAUUUCUUUGUAAACAAAAUGCUUCUACGAAGCUCGUCAACUCCGAUUUUGAAUCAAUGGUUUUCGUCUCAGUCAAAGGAUUCGUGUUCAGAGGCUGAGAUAGCUAGCCAUAUACCCAGAAACCGUUCCAUAUCACUCUCCCUUUCCUCUUCCUCCUACUCCUCACCUUCUUCUCAAUCGUCGUAUUCAGCAUCGCCGGCCAGGGAUUCAUCUACGGCGAAGAUGACACGGGCUUUCUCCGAGACCGAUCUCCGGGACCUCUCGGUGCCAAAGAAGAAGUCUUACGACAAAAUCCUUGAUGGUUUUUCAGAGGAAGAGGAGGAUGACAGGUGUUAUGGGCUUAAGUGUGCUACGACGGCGCCAUUGGAUAAUGGGGUGGGCUUAUUUUCGAGCUCGCAAAACCAAGAGUCUUAUAUUGGAUCCAGAGGUAAUGGGUUGGUGAGCGUUUUGGUAGGAGGUGGAAUUGGUAGUGGCGGUGGGAAAAUCUGUGGUGGGGGUGGUAGUAAUGGUGGAUCCAACGGUGGAGAUGAUGGGAAUUCUGGGUCUUGGGAUUCGGAUUAUGGGACUGAUGUGUAUUAUCAAAAAAUGAUCGAAGCCAAUCCGGGGAAUUCUCUUCUUCUGAGCAAUUACGCCAAGUAUUUAAAAGAUGUGCGUGGUGAUUUUGUGAAAGCAGAAGAGUAUUGUGGUAGAGCCAUAUUAUCCAAUCCGAAUGAUGGUGAUGUUCUAUCCAUGUAUGGAGACUUGAUAUGGCAAGGUCACAAGGAUGCUUCAAGAGCAGAGACUUACUUUGAUCAAGCUGUUAAGGCCUCUCCAGAUGAUUGUUUUGUUUUAGCAUCAUAUGCUCGGUUUCUUUGGGAUUCUGAAGAAGAUGAUGAUGAGGAAGAGGCAAAUACAGAAUUAUCAACACCCAAUUUCUUUAGAGGGACAACUCCUAUAGCUGCUUCUUCUUAGGCUAUCUCCCUUUUUCAUGAUCUGUUGUAUAAUAGUUAAGAUAUUAACUUCCCAAGCCUUUUGUUUAUAUUCUUCUCUUAACCCUUUUUGUCAAAUUUUUGGGUGCCUAGUAGAACUAUAUUAACGAUAGCUAUGGUUUCUUCUUGUAAAAUAAUGUAUGGAUGAAGUAAAGAGGUAGAAUCAAUUUGUUGCUCUCA
This is a messenger RNA of Cannabis sativa, 1396 nucleotides long. RefSeq lists its product as uncharacterized. The record is from RefSeq and is a predicted model, not a curated record. NCBI's taxonomy places the organism in Eukaryota, Viridiplantae, Streptophyta, Magnoliopsida, Rosales, Cannabaceae. Bases 267 to 1199 code for a protein of 310 amino acids. The transcript has 3 exons. Gene Ontology annotation, molecular function: protein binding.